Messenger RNA from Spirodela intermedia, 2777 nucleotides. The record is from the annotation of a GenBank genome assembly. NCBI's taxonomy places the organism in Eukaryota, Viridiplantae, Streptophyta, Magnoliopsida, Alismatales, Araceae.
AUGGAGCGGGAGGAGAUCGUGAGGAAUGCUGAGAGGCUGUUGGAGCACACCACGAAAGGGCGAGAUGCUUCCCACGAUGCAGCGCAUGCGUACAGGGUUCGGGAUCUCGCCCUGUCGUUAGCGAGAGAGGAAGGGCUGGGUGACCCUUCUUCUCCCGGCUACUCCCAGGACAGCAUAGAAGUGGUAAGACUAGAAAUUCAAUGUAGAAGCCAUUUAGAUUAUACAAGGAGAUGCAAACCUACAUUCGAAAGCUCCUAAUGCCCUAAUACAGUCUCGAGGUUUCGCUCCGUUUGUUUUCUUCUCCUCUCCAACCGCCGUUUCCUACACCUUUGCAAAGGGCCUUCGUGUAUCUUUUCCAUAGUUCGAAUUUGUCAAACGCUGCGGGGCUUAUGGCCUCACUUCCCGGAUGAAUUUUGAUGAAAGUCUACCACGAUUUCUGAUAGUGCCAGCUUCCUGUGGGGAGCUGGAGGUUCCUAUGGUCUCGGCAGUUCUCAUCGAAUUGUCUGUGUUCUCAUAGUAGGAGACUGUAUUGCCCAAAGUUCUAUAGCGCAAGAAUAAUUCUACGGUAUUGACUCCAUUUUUCUGCGUUGUCCACGGUUAGGUGGAGCUUGCCGCGCUACUCCACGACAUUGGUAUGUCUCUGCCCUCUCUAUAUGAAAAGUAUGUGGUUCUCUUUUUCCUACUUGAAUUGGCGGUGAAACGCGGGUGACAUUGGUUUCAGGGGAUUACAAGUACACCAAGUGGGUAGACCGAUCCUUGCUCAUUUUUUUCUCAUCUGUAUCCUACCCUUUAUUUUCCUCGGUCAUUAAUUCCGCUUCAAGGCAACGUGGAUUUAGUGAGCUUCUCCGUGCUAUUCAUCAGACGUAAUGUACUGAUGCAUACUCCUAUAUUUCAACUUUACUUUUAGGGAUCAGACAGAUGAUACAGCAAUGGUUGAGAAGUUUCUUAACGAUGAGGGAUUAGAAGACUGCAAAACAGAGAAGAUAUUGAGGAUCAUAAAGGCAAUGGGUAGGCAUCUAUUUAGAUUCUAAUGGUUUGAGAAUACUUGCCUAUCCUCUGCCUACUCAGCUGGAGAAACUUUUAUCUGAUUAUUGCCCUCGUAUUCUCCAUGCAUGUCGUCUGGAGCUACGAAGUGCUAUGGAUUCCCAGCCUGUAACAUCACCUGACGUGCAUUUUUGUCUAUCAUCAUUGCCAUUCACAGUAUGCUGGUUUCUUGUGUUAUCUUCAUCUACAUUCAUCAGAUUUCUGCUUUGUGCAGAGAUUCAUUGUCCCAUGGUACUGUUGGUAUGCUAAGAUUCCCCCCACUGCAUUAAUUCAUCUUUUCAAUCCCGAUUGUUGCCUCUGUCUCCCAGUAAUCAAAGUUUUAUCUUAUUUUCCCUUUGUUUUGCGUGCUCAGCUUCAGUUCUUUUGUCUAUAUUCUUGUUAUUUUAUAGUCUGUUAUUUGGCAUAUCCCUCUUUACCAUUUGUUUUCAGGUUUCCUUGAGGGUAUUUUCUUACAACCUAAUAAGAACCAACAACGAUGAUCAAUUGCAUAUUUGACUAGGAAUGAUAUUUUCUUCACGAUUACAAUCUUUUGCGCAAUGGACAAGGAUGGUGCUGUCCUUCCUGUAUCUUUUUAGCAUAUUUACUUAUGUUCCGGUGUAUUCAACUGAAAUCAUUGUAAUGCAUACAAUUUUUCUCACCUAGUUUGCUUGGGCGAUGAACUAGUUCACAUAUUUUGUGGGGAAAAUAUUGUUCGUGUUAAUAUUCUAUGGACGUGAUAGAUUUUGUAAACUUGCUUUCAGGGUUCAAGAAUGAAGUAACGCAUGCCUCGUGUUUUGAUUCUUCCUUAGAAUUUGGUGUUGUGCAAGAUGCAGAUCGUCUUGAUGCAAUUGGUGCCAUUGGUAAGUUGCCAGGUCCUACAUAUGAACAUUUUUUGACUGUUCAGUGCCUAGCUAACAUAGCUUCUUUAAUCAGCUUAUGAUUUUUAGGUUGCUGAAUUUACUUUGAUUUCACACAUACCUUCUGUAAUAAUAUAUCCUGAAAUCUUCCUCGUUUAAGAAGUCUAUGCAUGUCUGCAAGCAGAGAUUUUAUCAACAUUAUUAGAACCUUUGCAAUUUGUAUUAUACUUCGUCCAUUAGUCAAAGUUUUGACGAGUAAACGCUGAUUUUGACUACUAAGUUCCUCAACAAUUAUUCCCAUAGUUUGAUUUCUCAUUAUUUGUCGUGCGCUGUUAACAGAAGUACGCAAUUUUCGAUUCCCUCACUUUUUCAGGAAUUGCUCGUUGCUUUACCUUUGGGGGGAGCAAGAAUCGUCCACUGCACGAUCCUUCAAUACCACCUCGAACUGCUUUAUCAAAGGAAACCUACAUGAACAAGGAUGAGAGGCAGCCUUCCAUCAACCACUUCCAUGAGAAACUACUCAAGCUGAAGGAUCUGAUGAAGACCAAGGUAACAUAAAUGGGUUUCCAUAAUGGUAAUUUUCACGAGAUAAUUUUCAUGGGUUUACAUUAAAAAUAUCAGCCUUUGGAUUUAUAUGAGAAUUCCAUACCCGUUCAUGCUCGUUCGUUAAUCGCCAUGCUGUGAAGCAAACAAGAACCCGUUUUCUGUGUUGCAUUUGUCUUGAGAAUCCUAUCCUUGCGGCUGCUGUUCUGGUUUCCCAUCGACCGACCGGUACCUAAAAACGGGAUCUUGCUUGGCCGUUGAGUUCAGGCAGGGCAACGGAGGGCCGAGGGACGGCACAAGUUCAUGCUGGACUUCCUGAAGGUGUUCUACGAAGAAUGGGAUGGAAGAGCGUAA